AUGAGUGCACAACGCAGCCGUCCCAUUGCUUGGCGAAGGAUCAAACUACAGGAUUAUACAUUUCGAAGAGUCAGACUACCAAGAUCAUCAAAUGGAAAUGUCACCUCUUUCUCAGGCGUAAAGUCCAAGGGGCAAUAUCCUUCGAUCAUCACACCAAGGCAUUCAGACGAUACAAGUCGCUCUGUCCGUGCGGGUGUGACCUGGUUAACCAGGAGUCCGGCCCUUGUGGAUCCCGAAAGGUUACGUUCAGAGCUGCCCAGAUAUUGUGACAACAAAUCCUUGGUCAAGAUCUUGAUCCUGUUCGUAACACCGUCUUUGGCUUCUUUGCUCGAGCCAUCUGCUUUUCUUCAGCAUGUCCUGCCUUCCUUGUACGCUGGCCGCCGAACUUUUGUGAAAGGCAAAUCUAUUGAGAAAACGAUAAAGUGCAUCACUGCUGUGGUUGACGCGCUUCCAGUCCCUCCUGAUAUCGAAGGGGAUCCAGACGGAAAUGAAACCCUUACAACGGCGGCUAGUACUGAAGGACUGGCGCUCUUCAUGACCUCUAAGAAUUUCGACGCCCGAUCUGUUUAUUCCCAAUCGGAACGGGUUGAGGAAGCAGAUAACAACUCCGCCACAACAUUGAAAUUUUGCUCCUCCGCUGAAGCGAGCUCUCCGGAUCGAGCAGCACACCUCGCGCCAUCCGUGCGGCAUGUCGCAUUACCCGUCGCCAACACCAUUUUCGUCAAUGAACGACGAACAACUCUUUUCCAAGACUCGUGGAGGAUGAAGCUCACUGAGUCAGAGGAACCAACCAUCAGCUAUCUUGGCAGAAAGACUCUCAAAUCAUUUCAAAUGAACCUACCCUGCCCGGGAGAUUGUUUUGUAGACGGCGGAUCUGCGCCAUUACACGCACUAACAAAGCCGAGAAAGGUCGUUCGAUCCAUGGGAAAUGUGCUUCGUCAGAUUGAAGUCGACGGCGAGGCUGUCCCUGCCUCUCAAGAGCUCGAGACAGCCGUUUCAGCAUACAUAAAGUCGAACCCCACGAGCACGGUUCGGGGUUCACUCCUCGUCUUUGGUCUGAUCCGUUCACCAGGGACUCCAUCGUUCGACGCCGAUGCGGAUGCAAACAAGGAUACCAAGGAAUCGGGCUCACUGAAACCGCUUUGGCAAGGAGCACAGCUCUUCAAGGUCUCAGGCGGCGGAGGAGGCUGGGGAAAGAGACAAGGCCUCUUAUCACUGGAAUCAGCUGUCGAUUUCGAGAUCGGCGACGCGCCAUCACUUGUGUUUCCAAACCUGGAUGGCGACCAAGGCGGCUUCCAGGAGCUGGGGUCGCGUAGCAUAGUUCCAGUGGACAGCACGGUCGAGUUCCUAGUUUGUUCCGUGGAUUCUGCACCUAAGACCAGCGCAAGAACAUUCCUAUCAACGCCCGCGUUGUUCCCUCGGCAAAAAGACGGCACGACCAUCGUACUGGGCACUGCCACGGACCCCGACUCCCAGGACUAUAUGGCAGAGGACCCAGGCGCCACCAGCACAGGGGUGGUCUUCUUACCGGAUUACUUCGGCAUGGUCUCUUACGGAGGUGCUGCUCUUGGCACCGACAGCUCAAUAUCGACCGGACAUAAAUCGAAAGCGAUUUCGCGGACACGCUGUGAUGUUCCGGGUGCUCGCUUCAUCAUUCGUGGCGUGGGAAGUGUGCAACGGCCCUGUUCUACGGAAGAUGAGUACGUGUCGAAGAAAGAAUAG
Molecule: messenger RNA, 1722 nt
Organism: Fonsecaea pedrosoi CBS 271.37
Lineage: Eukaryota; Fungi; Ascomycota; Eurotiomycetes; Chaetothyriales; Herpotrichiellaceae
Exons: 2
Coding region: 1-1722 (573 amino acids)
Source: RefSeq, a predicted model, not a curated record